AAGCAUUUACCUUUCUACCUCCACCACCUGCUACCCACAUUCCUGCACGAAGUUUCACAAACUUUUAUCUCUUGCACUAUGGCAAUGCCCACCAAUGUUGCUCGAUGUGUUGCGAGCUUUUCUAGUGCUUCACUCGGCCCUGCUGCAAUCCUACGGAGAGGAUUGACCGUUCAGCUAUACCACAGAUUCCUAUCUGCAAGUGGAAAGGAUAGGCAGGCUGCUGUGGGGAUGGAUUGUAACAAUCGGCGAAUGGGUGCGGGUAAUUUCGUUAAUACGACUGGGCCUAAGCCCGCAGAGGUUAGUGUUGGGAAUGGUCUAAUGGCAGACGUGAUGGUGCUCCCUUCUACCAGUAUGUCAUCCUUUCCCUUCUGUUUUCCCUUCUCACGCAGCAAUUGAAGAACUAAUGGUCUUGAUGAAUAGGUACUCUCACGCAAACCACAAUAAUGGGCCAGGGGUCGCAACCAAUCUACCAUGACAUGCAAGCUACAGCCUCUACGGUUCCUCGUGUUCUCGGUGGUGUAUUGUCGGUUUGUCUAGGUCUAUACAGAAGUCCCUAUUUAUGUGUGCUCCCCUGUGGCUGGGGAGCAGCGGAGGCGGUUGGUGUUGCGUAUCGGCAGUGUGUAAACCUCAUUGGAGCCCUUCCGCAGGAGAUGGUAAUCACCCCUGAAGCCACAGAGUCAAACAAUUUUUUCAUCAAGUGUGUGGUAAUUAUUUACAAGCCUAACAAGCAUAUUAUCACCUCACAGAUAAAGCACAUGCCUGUGUUGGAUUUGAGCAUCCAUUUGCAGGAUGAAGAGCAUCACCACGGGUGUCUGCCCAACAAGACCGACAGCUUGAUCAAGCGGAAACAUUCGCAGAAGGUGACCCCCACGGAUACAAUACCAAUCCCAAUUGUAAUGGCCAACAACGAGAUUGUGGUCAUGCAGCCAAAGGAGGAGACAGAGAGACUAGGUCAAAAGAACGCAGUCUUCUUCAGCACCCAUGGUGCACAGUCUGUGGGCAACAUUCCUGUCGACCUCCGCAAGUACCAUGAUGGCUUAACGAGUAGCUCCGGCUGUAAAGUUUAUGGACCACAGGAUAAUGGAGCCUGCAAUACUCACCACAAACAAAUAGUCCGGAUCAACCUGCUCAUCACUGGCAGCAGUGGAGAACGUGGACUUCACAGUGGCACUCAUACAUACUCCCGUGCACUUGCUUUUGGAGAAUCCCACAGAAUUGCCCAAGAGGCGAAUGAGGUAUUCCCCCCCCCCCGACUCACCUCUCCUCUCGUCCUGCCUGUAGCCGAUUAAAAUUAAUGUAAAAACUAGUGUGCAUGCACAUCAAUCUCUUUCCUCCCCCAGAACUCAAUCAGCUCCUCUACCAUGCCGGGGUAUAUUCACAAACGCUAUCACAACAAACAACCCAAACAAUUUACCAGUAAGUUGCAGGAUGUCUAUACAUUUAGUUAUCAGCACACAUACUAAUGGGCCACCGAUCGGUGGGCAGGGGCCUUGUGGACAAUGGGCCACCACAAUGCUGAUAGGAAAACAUCGAAGCCCGAGCCCCCUACUAAAGAUUCCGGAGUGGGAAUUCAGAAGGACAACUGGAAAGGUAAGUUGAAUAGAAUCUGCAAGUUUAUUAUUACAUCAAUACUCAUAAGUUACUAAUGGCUGGGUAGAAGUUCCUAAUACUAAGGCGGACAAGCAAACCGGUAAAAACCGCAGAAACCUGAAGUGGGUUACUGCAUAUUCAAAAAUGACGAUCCACGAAGCCCAGGACCGGUUGGGUAUUAGAUUGGACUUAGACCCAGUUCCAGUCCGGCGGAUGCUUGAAGGGAAGCGUGCUUUAUUAGUACCGGACAUGAUAUUGAAGUUGAAGAGGAAAAUCUACCAAGACUUGGCAAAUUACAUACAAGUUGGAGGAUACCCAACAGAGGCCAGUGCUGACUUCAGAGAGGGUCACAUAAACGACAUUGUGGCCUUUACAAUCUGUCCCAUUAUUGGUCAGUUCAACCACGUGACCAAGCAGAAGCUACGCUUAGCACGAGAGAAGGUAAUCACCGCGGUUGAUUCCGCUACUGGUGGUAUGGAGGAAUUUGUGGUGAUGGACUACAUAUCUCAUAACCAAGAGGGAUAUGUUUUGGUUGUUGAAGCAAAGAAGGCCUCUCUUGGGGAAGCACUCAAGCAGUGCUUUCUCUCGCUGAAGGACAUGCGGGAUUAUAAUGGCAGAGGUACAGUUUAUGGCUUCGUCACGAUGGGUGAUAGUUGGAGAAUGAUCUCUUUCGAUGGAGAAUUCACGGUGAGUCAGAAGAUUGAGUUACUGUUUGAAAGUAUGGGUGCAGAAGGGGAACGAUGGAUGGCGGAUUAUUCCAUCCUUGUUGAAUGUCUUAAUGUUGCCUUAAGCAAUGGAGGGAAGGACCUGGCCGAGGUUGUUUAAGCCCAUAAUUUGUUUUGCCGCAUCCUAGACCCUUGUUUCAGAGAAGAUUUCCGCUUCUUCAUUCCUUACAAUCAAAGUUUGGAUGUUUGUUUCCCUCUCUGUCUUCCCUCAUUUCCUGUCCUUCUGCGUGUCCCGGGACGGGAUCAUAAUUCUACUGCACUUCUUUUUACCUGAUUUCUCCGUUGCUCAUCUCCUACCGUGCUAAGGUUACUCUUGAUUACCCGGAUUGCUUCAUGGGUUGUUUGCACCUUAGAUAUAGCUUUCCUGUAGGUCUAGUUGGAAUGCAUAGCCCAUCUCUCCUUUACCC
Messenger RNA from Tuber aestivum (summer truffle), 2722 nucleotides. Lineage: Eukaryota; Fungi; Ascomycota; Pezizomycetes; Pezizales; Tuberaceae. The record is from the annotation of a GenBank genome assembly.